CCGCAAGGCGGCCCUCGGUAGCCACGGCAAAAUUGACGAAAUUACGAAAUUCAACGAAAUCGACCUAGGAUGAAUGAAUGGCAAGAAACGCUAAAAGGAAGUCACCUGCGGCUAGCGAGGCAGUGCAUUCUAAGCCGGCAGCGGAGUUGUACGGUCGAAUCCCGUUUCAAAGCCGCAGCAGAUAAGAAACCCAUUUUUUGGGCCCGUAGCUAGAACGCCCGACAUCGGUCCGCAAGUUCUUGCCAAAAUGCACUGGAUCGUCGGCGUCUUGUUCCUGCUUUACGCGAUUGUGGACGUCAACUAUUUCAUUUGGAGCAUCAUUUUGAUCACCGCGUACGCACUGAAAUGGAGAAGGACUGCGCGCUGCUCCCUUUUCGACCCCGACUGUUAUACCGGGAUCUCGUUUCCAAGCGACAUCGACCACCUGUGGCACAUGAACAACGCCAAGUACCUCCGCGCGUUCGAAUUCGCAAGGGCGGUGUUUGGCCUCAAGAACAAGCUGUGGGCCACGGCGAGAAAGCUCGACGCAAAGAUGCUGAUCGCCUCCCAGGCCGUGCGGUACCGGAAACCGCUAACCGUCUUCCAAUGGUACCGGAUCACCACAAAGGUUGUCUUCAUCGAGGGCAGGGACCUCUACGUGGAGCAUCAGCUUGUGACUACAAGCGACAACUUUGUCCGCGCGACAUGCAUGGUGAAGCUCACCAUGACCAAGGGAACGGUCGAAGACGUCCUCAGGGCCAUGAACUUGGACCCUUCGGUCUGCCCGAAGGAGGUGCCCGUCGAAGUCCGUCACUUCAUUGCUUACAACGAGGCCAACAGCUCCCGGCUAAACCCGGCUAAGGCCAAAGAAAGCUGAGCUUGUUUUUGCGAGCCGGUUUUACUGGCACACCCUUACUUAGACCUUUCUGAGAUGCAUGUCUGCUUUCACGUGCGGCAGCAGAGGCGCGAACAGUCGUUUGAUGGGCAUUUCUUUUUCGUCGGCAUAGUGGUAUAGGUAUAACGGUAUAGCCCCUCUUAUAAAGCUCUCUCGGUUGCCAUGAUUUGCAGUUUCCUCCCCUCCUGUGUAUGCUCUGCGGAAAUGGAAAAGGGGGAGGGCUUUGGGAGGUGCUUGUCGUCCUAUUUACUUGCAACAGAUUAUAGUGGAUCACUGUUCAGUACAUCUAACGGCACAGGGAUGUGAAAGCCGGUUUUCAAGGAUGGGGAUGCAUUUGCUUCAUCGGUUAUCUCUAGAAGGUGGGGGGGGGGGGGGGGGGGGGGGGAGGGUUGCCGAUGCAGUCAUUUUAUUCAGUUUUAUCUUGAUGCUACGUCUUAAGCUUUAGCUAUGUGUGAAGUCUAGACGAGGCCUUAAAUUGUAUGUUAAGAAUACAUAAGGUUUACUAUUAGUUUGAGAACUGUGGCAUCCAAGGGACAUACCUAAUUGGUGUCAAAGGCAGGAAAAAUAAUGGGAACCAACUUAAAAUAAACGUUAGCUCAAUUCGUUGUCAAAUUAUUGCCAUAAACUAAGAUGAAAGAGUGAUCUGUGGUGGUUUUAUCAUUGCUCCCUGCAGGAGGUGCUAGCAUUUUAUUGUUCACUCGUUAAUAUUUUCAAAAAAAAACGGAAGUCCAGUUGAGUGGAGCGUGUUAACUGGGUCACCACUGCCAUUAUGGGACAAACGAUCUCAACUCUUGGUUGUUUUGACUGAUAUGUUGCAUGGUGAAUGAUGAAAGUGGUUUCGCAUGUAACAAAAAGGUUCGAUGGAUGGCUGUGAAUAGCUGUACCUGUUAUAAAACCAAAAAUUUACCCAAAUCCUUCCCUUACCUAUCUGAGCCAAUUUCCUUCCCCUCUCCAUUUUUGUAACUAGUAUCACCAGGUGAUGUGGGAUUUUGCCAUAAUGACCUUUGCGGGAUCAGGCAAAAAGCUUUUACAUGUAGCAGCAGGGGUGCUCAGCAUAAUUGGAAAGGCUGCUGUUUCAUGAGUAGAAAAGCAUCCCUCUACAUCAUUCCAAUCCUCAGCAAAGGAAUCUCAGGGCUGUCUGAAAAUACAUCGGGAAGGUAGGGGUUAGGCUAUCCUUUUAUGCUGUAUUACCUCAGAUGCGUAUACUAUUUUCUGUCAGAACCCAAAUAGUAGGUCUAAUCUAAUAAUGCUGUCAUUCCUGACUUAAAACUACUAGGAAAGAUAAGUUAUCAUCAGCUGUUUUUAUGGAGGCUAUGGUGACAAAGCCCUUUUUGAACCCAUCUAUUCUUUGCAGGCCCCACUAGUAAUUGUUUUAGGCAGUGAGUUAGCAUAUACUCUAUGUUCAUAAGUAAGGGGCUAGGGCAUGUUAUUUAUUUGAUGUUGCUUUUUGCGUAUCUGCUCAUAGCGGAGUCAUAUUCUCAUUUAUAUUUUCUGUUAAUAAAAAUAUGUUUUUUGACUGAUCACA
This is a messenger RNA of Ixodes scapularis (black-legged tick), 2399 nucleotides long. RefSeq names its product protein THEM6. Bases 248 to 856 code for a protein of 202 amino acids. Lineage: Eukaryota; Metazoa; Arthropoda; Arachnida; Ixodida; Ixodidae. The transcript is spliced from 3 exons. The record is from RefSeq and is a predicted model, not a curated record.